Molecule: messenger RNA, 1723 nt
Organism: Papilio polytes (common Mormon)
Lineage: Eukaryota; Metazoa; Arthropoda; Insecta; Lepidoptera; Papilionidae
Exons: 5
Coding region: 57-587 (176 amino acids)
Source: RefSeq, a predicted model, not a curated record
ACGCAGCAGACACGCCCCUGCUCGACACACAAAUAGCAAAUGUUAAAUCUAAAAUUAUGCAGGUAAUAGGCCCCGAGGAGUUGGCAGCUGAACUUAAAGCAGAGGAUCCGGAGUCCUUAGACCCAGUGCAACAGGCUCUACAGAGACAUGAGCCAAUUGAUUUCGAUUAUUUGUACCCGCAUCUCAAAAACGCGGAUGUGGAAACUCUCCUCGCGGUGACGAAGCGAGCCAUCAGCACCGAACAGUUCCUGCCCAGGUGGUUCAUACUUCGAUUCAUGGAGGUGGACGGUGCGAGGUGUAUACGCGGACUGGCGUGCGGCGGGCGCGUGCUGGAGGCGGGCGAGGCGUGCUGCGGCGCGCUGCGCUCGGCGCUGCUAGCGCUGGCGCCGGGCUCGCCGCAGCGGCCGCGCGCCGCCCCGCUCGCGCUCGCUGACCUGCUACUGGCCGAGCUGCAUGCGCUCGCUCACAUACCACAAUACAAAGAGUUGUACGAUGAUUUACAACAACUGGUGAAGGAAUACACUACCGCCGCAGUCAGAAUAUCAGAAAAUAUAAAACUUACACUCCAGUUCGCCUCCGUUAAUUAAUAUUUAAGAAAAAAUAAAACUUUUCUAUGUAUUUUUUUAAUUUAAUGAAUCAUAAAUAAUCUUUAUUAAAUUUUCUUGUCACAAUCAUUAAUACCUACAACUGUCAUAGUAAUACAGAGAGACAAUACCCUAUUUUCAAUAUAAAAUCACAAUACUGUUAAAAAUAAAUUUCAAUCCAGAUUUAUAACAUUAACAUGGAUAAAAUGCAUCCAUAAAACCAAAUACUGCAACCAACAAUAAUCAUAGUUAAACAUUGUAUAUGUGAAUCAUUGAUAUUAUGUUUUUAUUUAGAGGACUCAAAUGUUGACAUUGUCUACAGUUACUUAGUAUUUAUCAAUCAGGAAAAAGCAUGUGUCCAACCUAGAACAGGCUAAAGAUGAUGUGAAAUAAAAUGAGGAAACCUCAAAUGACACAUAAAUUAAACACAUAGAAUCCCAACCCAUGUGGAACUGAAAGUCAACUAUAAACAAUUCAUCAUUAUAAAACUAAAAAACUGGCAAACAUCUUUGGAAUGAUAACUUAAGAAAUAGUAAAUUUUUCUACUACAAAAUGUAACCUUGUCUUACAAAAUAAAUAAAAAAUCCAACCACAAAACAAACAUUAAACAUUACUUAACUUUGUCAUGUUUACAUGUCAAGUAAUAAAAUAAACAUAAAUGUUCAAGUAAAACUACAUUUGUGACUAUUUAAAGGAAAACAAGUUUGUGUUCAAAGCAAACCUUAUCACAUUAGUCACUUCAUACAAGUUACAACAAAGAAAAUAUUUGUUCAUUAUAUACCAGCAUAAGAUGUAAACUUAAGGAUAAAUUAAAUAAAUCAUAGAAAUUAGUACACCUUAUACCAUAUUAUUCACCAUGAAGCCAUUCUGUGUGAAAUAAUUUUACCACAUUAUCUAAGAAAGAGCUUCAAAUAUUUUAACAUAACAUAAGUGUUGAACAAAUUUUAGUAUACCUAGGAUAUUUGGAACAAGUUACUAGAAUAAAAAAAACAUGAUUUCAAUUAUAUUUUGUCAUUACAAGCUUGAGUAUUCAAUGAUUUGGAUUCUCUGUUUCUAAACAAUGCUAAUUGUUUUAUGUUAAGGAAAUAUUCUCAAAUUAAUUUUGAUAAUUUUGUUUUUAGAUCAUCAUAUAUUUUUAA